GCCAUAACUUCAAAAAUGUUUGAAGCCCGAUUAAUUGACGGAUCAAUAUUAAAACGAAUAUUAGAAGCUUCCCGAGAUUUGCUAACUGAGGCAGCUUGGGAAUGUAGUGAGAGUGGAAUUAGCCUUCAAGCUAUGGAUGGGUCUCACGUUAGUUUGGUUUCCCUAUUUUUAGGGGCUGAUGGAUUUGAUUAUUAUCGCUGCGACAGAAAUUUGUCUAUGGGGAUUAAUAUGAUCAGUAUGAAUAAAAUACUUAAGUGUGCUGCGAAUGAUGAUAUUAUUACUAUCAAAGCAGAAGAUGAUGGGUCUUCAGAUGUCGUUACUUUUGUAUUUGAAGCACCAAAAAUGGAAAGAAGAUGUGAAUACGAAUUAAAAUUAAUGAAUCUUGAUGUUGAACAACUUGGAAUACCAUUUACAGAAUACUCAGUUGUUAUAAACAUGCCUUCGGCAAGCUUUUCAAAAAUAUGUAGAGAUCUUAUAUUAAUAGGAGAAUCUGUCUGUAUAAGCUGUACUAAAGGUGGAAUAAACUUUUCAUGUGAUGGAGAUUUAGGAUCAGGAAAGAUUACAUUACUACAAUCCACAUCAGAUGAAAAUGAAGCAGACAAUUUAACAAUAGAAUUAACUGACGCCGUUAAACUAACCUUUGCUUUGAAAUAUUUGAAUUAUUUCUCCAGAGCAUCUACACUUUCUCCGAUCGUUAAAUUAUGUCUCUCUAAGGACGUCCCAUUAGUUGUUCAAUAUGAUAUUGAGGACAUCGGUUAUGUUAGAUAUUUCUUGGCACCAAAGAUCGAAGAAAACAAUGAAAGUGAUAACGAUUGAAAAUUAAAGACACCUAUGUUAUUUUAAUAUAUCUAUACAUAUUUAAUACUAUAUGAACCAUUUAUAACGAAAUAUUAUUUUAUCAAUAACGAUAUACAUAAAAUUUAUCUCAUUUUUAAUAACGUUCAGUCGAAUAAUUUAUAAAUAAAAUGGUAUAUAUAAGACGACAUUAGUGUUUAUAAUGUAAUACAGGCUCCAUUUUAAUUAAUAUGGAGUAAAAUGGAAUUGAUAAUAUUAAAUAAAUAUU
This is a messenger RNA of Gordionus sp. m RMFG-2023, 1063 nucleotides long. RefSeq names its product proliferating cell nuclear antigen-like. The transcript has 6 exons. NCBI's taxonomy places the organism in Eukaryota, Metazoa, Nematomorpha, Gordioida, Chordodea, Parachordodidae. Gene Ontology annotation, biological process: regulation of DNA replication; translesion synthesis; mismatch repair. Bases 16 to 816 code for a protein of 266 amino acids. Gene Ontology annotation, cellular component: PCNA complex. Gene Ontology annotation, molecular function: DNA binding; DNA polymerase processivity factor activity. The record is from RefSeq and is a predicted model, not a curated record.